This is a messenger RNA of Kwoniella shivajii, 735 nucleotides long. RefSeq lists its product as uncharacterized. NCBI's taxonomy places the organism in Eukaryota, Fungi, Basidiomycota, Tremellomycetes, Tremellales, Cryptococcaceae. The record is from RefSeq and is a predicted model, not a curated record. The coding region runs from base 1 to 735 and encodes 244 amino acids. The transcript is spliced from 4 exons.
AUGUUCAUCAAGCUCAUAGCUUCUUUCAUCAUACUGCUGCCAGCUGUUCAUUCUGCUCCAGCUUCAGACAGUACCUCCGCUGCUAGUGUCAAUUAUAAAUCGCUUUCUUCCAUCAGUCAAACCAAAUUGCCGGACCUCGCUUGCAAGCUUCCUCAAAACUGCAAGGUCAGCAAUAUCACAUUGCCUCUGAGUGGUGUGGCCAGUCUGUCUCUUCCCGAAGGUCAAGUUGUAUCCAGUGUCGCUGUUGGACGAGGUAUCCAGAAUUACACCUGCACCUCUGGCGUUUACGUCUCGGUUGGAGCACUGGCAAAUCUUUUCGACGUAUCAUGUUUAUACACACUCUCGGCGGGAUUUGUUGAUCCUGCGGCGCUGAGUAAUCUACUACCCAAAAUGGCCUUUUCAGAUGUAUCUUUUCCCAAUGCUGGCAAGCUAUCAAUUGCUAUGCAUCAUCAAUUUGUUACAACUCCUGGGUCUGCUACCCCCGGUGCUAUAUCACCUCAAUUCUCGACAAGUUCAAACAAAGUCAUCCUCAGUAGGGUAGCUGGUACCAACGACCUGACCGAUCCUGCCAGUAACGUUCAAUGGCUCCAGCUCGCCGCUCUAGCUGGUCAAGGUACUUUAGCUAAAAGUGUAUACAGGCUGAAUACUAUGAAAGGUCAACCUCCUACAUCUUGCAACACCGAAGGCCAACACCUCAGUGUUCAGUAUGCAUCGAUGUAUUGGUUCACCAAGUAA